Lobosporangium transversale is the source of this 914-nucleotide messenger RNA. RefSeq lists its product as hypothetical. The transcript is spliced from 2 exons. The record is from RefSeq and is a predicted model, not a curated record. NCBI's taxonomy places the organism in Eukaryota, Fungi, Mortierellomycota, Mortierellomycetes, Mortierellales, Mortierellaceae. The coding region runs from base 51 to 608 and encodes 185 amino acids.
CUUCAAACACCAGGAACAAUACUUCUACAUGUUCACGCACCACCAGGCUAAUGACACGUCAACAGGCUGAGUCAGAGGCCCAAGAGGCAAGGCUUAGUCGAAGCCAAAAUCGUCUUCCUCUAGCGUCACUGUCUCUCAAUAUUAGAGCUCGAUUUGCUGGACCCAACCACCAGGAGAACGUGUCAAGAAUUAGAAUAAGAGUGCCCGAUUCCUUAUCUCCAGAACCGGAGCCCCAUACCCAUGCCUCUAAUACUUCAAGUGGAGAAUCAGUGAGGCGAGGAUCUGCUAGAGAGUCUCAUCAGACUAAUGCAGCAGGCUCUUCACGAGGGGAUUAUUCAGGAUCUGUUGAGAGUUCUUCAUCUUCACCGUUUAACAAGAAGAGUAGAUUGUUGAAAGGACAAGAUUGUAAAUGUGCGAAUGAAUUUAAGCUAGUUUUGCAUUAUCUCCGAGGUGCAUAUAGCAGGAUUGAUAGUCUAGACGAGGUCAUUUUCGAGCAAGGAAAGACUAUAAAUGUUCUUUCAAUGAGGUUACAAGAAUUAGAAGCUAAGCAUGCCUCUGGGUCAAGUCCUUUGACUAAGAAUAAGGGGAAGGCAAAAAGCCGAGAAUAGCAGAAUGGUUUUUUAACCAAAACUUUGAUUGUAUGAUUCGAAUAAAGUAAAAAAAUAAGUGUAGGCUUCAGCUUAUUUGUGAAUGGACUUAGGAUUGAUGGUCUAGACAAGACCAUUCACGAGCAGAAAAAUAUUAUCAAUGCUCUUUUAGAGAGGAUACAAUGUUUAGAAGCUCAUCACACCUUGGGGUCAAGCUCUUCGACUCAUCAUAAUUUUUGAUUUAAAAUAAAUAUUUCAAUAAUAAUAAUGCAACUGUGGGGAAGUGAGUUGUUCCUGAAUUGAUAGUGCAGAAAUAUAUUAAGAGUA